Molecule: messenger RNA, 1777 nt
Organism: Aspergillus aculeatinus CBS 121060
Lineage: Eukaryota; Fungi; Ascomycota; Eurotiomycetes; Eurotiales; Aspergillaceae
Product: alpha-amylase
Exons: 4
Coding region: 126-1625 (499 amino acids)
Biological process (GO): carbohydrate catabolic process
Molecular function (GO): calcium ion binding; alpha-amylase activity
Source: RefSeq, a predicted model, not a curated record
ACGAUCGCUUCCUGCCUGUUCUGGUAUUCAGCCGGCAAUUCCACUGGACCUCUAAAUACCUAAGAGUUCUCCUCCAGCUCUACACCACCAGACAUCGGUCAAUCUUCCCAGCAAGACUGUACAAGAUGGCCCGCCUCAUGUACACAGGUGGACUUCUAACCACAAUAGCCAGCCUAGCACUGGCAGCUCCCUCGACCGACGACUGGGCACAGCGAUCGAUCUAUCAAGUCUUGACCGACCGCUUCGCGCGCCCCAAUAACGCACCAGAUACAUCAUGCGAUCCCACCAAAUACUGCGGGGGUACAUGGGCCGGUAUCAUCGACAAAUUGGACUAUAUUCAAGACCUAGGAUUUACAGCAAUCCAGAUCUCUCCAGUCGUCGAGAAUAUCCCCGAGACCACAUCGGCAGGGGAGGCAUGGCAUGGCCACUGGCCGCAAGACCUGUACGCCUUGAAUGCGCACUUUGGGACAGCCGAAGACCUGCGAGCGCUGGCGGAUGAGCUACACCGACGGGACAUGUAUCUGAUGGUGGAAGUGGUGCUCAACAACAUGGCGCAAGCCGUCGACACCGACAACACUACCGUCACCUCCUCAGUGAUCGACUAUUCGCGAUUGCACCCUUUCAACGAAGAGGGCUACUAUCAUCCCUACUGCAACGUCAGCGAGGCAGGCGAUGCAGCCACAAGUCAGAGCUGCUGGCUGUCCAGCGAGCCUGUCGCGCUGCCCGAUCUGAAGACCGAAGACGCGCGCGUCUCGACAAUGCUCCAGACUUGGGUCCAGGAACUCGUGAGCAACUAUUCCAUCGACGGGCUCCGGGUCGCUGCAACAAACCACAUGGACCCCGAAUUCUUGAGUGGCUUUACCCGCGCCGCCGGGGUCUUCACGCUGGGAGAGGCUGACUCGGUCGACGCCACCACGAUGUGCCAGUACGACGAGGCGGUCUCGGGCCUGGUCAACUACGCGGUCUAUAAGCCCAUCACCAUGGCUUUCGCGCCCGCCGGCGACAUGCCUGGGCUGGUGAACAGUCUGCAGACGGCCAUCGAGAAGUGUGACAACUACACCCAUCUGGCGACGUUCGCCGAGAAUCACGAUGUCCCGCGGUUUGUCUCCAUCCAAAAUGAUACCGCACUUGCUCAAAACGCCCUAGCAUUCACUCUCCUCACCGACGGAAUACCCAUGGUCUACCAAGGCCAAGAACACAACCAAGCCACCCCCAACUCCCCCUUCUGGUCCCUGCCAACCGACAAUUCCACAACAACGACCACGAUCCUAACCAAGACCCUCAACCACCUACGCAGCCACGCCCUGCUCAUCGACCAAGGCUACCCAACCAACCACAGCGAGACCCUCUACCUCGACGGAUCCACCUACAUCACCCGGAAGGGCACGGAGGGGAUGCAAAUCGUCUCGGCGUUUUCCAACCGCGGCAGUACCACCGCCACUGGCAACUACCAGGUCAACGUGACGCGGAUGUAUCACCCGGGCACCGAGGUGAUGGAGAUGCUCGGCUGUGAGCGGCACGUCUCGGCGACGGGCGGCGUGAUCCCGGUGGAUUUCGUCGGGGGCGCGCCCAAGGUCUUCUAUCCGGUUAAGUAUCUUAAUGGGUCGGGGCUGUGCGGGUUCUGAAAGUUCUUGGUUUCGUUUUAUACAGACGGAAGAUGGAGAGACUGGGUCCGAUGGAGGGAACAGUGGGCUCAGCUUGGAUGUUUAGUCACAAUGCUGCAGUAACGUCACUUGGAGCUGCCCAUACUUGAUUGAUAUAUAUUGUUUAUCAAAGC